GUUAUACUAGACAACGGCCUGGUGAAAGUCAGCCUGUCGAAUCCUCGCGGCGACGUAUCAGAAGUUUGGUACAGAGGAGUCCAGUCGCUGGAACGGCGGAAUCAUGACAAGAACAGAGGAUACUGGGACGUCGUCUGGUACGAACCAGGAAAGCCCGGCAACAUCGACGGGAUGGAGGGAACCGGUUUCAGGAUCGUACACCAGGCCCCCGACCUCAUCGAGGUCGCUUUCUCCAGAAGCUGGAACAUCUCCCGCCGGGGAUCCAUCGCUCCCCUGAACGUGGAGAAGCGUUAUAUAAUGCAGCGAGGCACCUCUGGGUUCUACGCGUACGCCGUCGUCGAGAGGCUCAAAGGGUGGCCGGACACCGUCAUGGACCAGCUCCGGAUUGUCUUCAAACUCGACAAAGACAGGUUUGACUACAUGGCUAUAUCGGAGGAGAGGCAGAGGGUGAUGCCGACGCAGGAGGAUCGUGACCGGGGCAAGCGGCUGGCGUACCCGGAAGCCGUUCUGCUGACGAACACGUCGAAUAAGGCGCUGGAAGGCGAGGUGGAUGACAAGUAUCAGUACUCCUUGGAGCAUCAGGAUGACAGAGUCCAUGGUUGGGUUUCGACCAGGGACCGGAUCGGGUUCUGGUUGGUUUUUCCGAGCUACGAGUUUCGAACCGGUGGGCCGACUAAGCAAGAACUCACCUCCCAUGUCGGCCCCACUCUUCUCGGCAUGUUCGGUUCGACCCAUUACGCCGGGAGCGACAUCGACACAACGUAUAGAAGCUCCGAGGCUUGGAAAAUGGUGUACGGCCCUGUUUUCAUCUACCUCAAUUCUGCUUCUACUGGUAGCUCCCCUAGAGUUCUUUACCAAGAUGCCCAAUUAAAGAUGAAGCUAGAAGAGAGCAAAUGGCCCUAUGGUUUCGUCCAUUCUGACGAUUUUCCGUCAUGGCAACAACGUGGGUCUGUUUCGGGUCGACUCGUAAUCAAAGAUCCUUUUAGAUAUAUGAAGACGAUGUAUGGAAGUGGGGCACAUAUGGGACUAGCGCCGCCUGGAGCGCCAGGUUCAUGGCAAAGAGACGGCAAGAACUACCAGUUCUGGAACAAGACAAACAAUCACGGCGGCUUUUCAAUAAACAACGUCAGACCUGGAACGUAUAGUUUGUACGGUUGGGUUCCUGGCCUUCUAGGAGAUUACAAGUUCCACAAGGAUGUUGUCAUUACGCCAGGGUCACACACUGAACUGGGUUUCCUAGUGUUCGAGCCACCGAGAAAUGGUCCGACCGUAUGGGAAAUCGGGGUACCCGACCGGUCAGCUGCAGAGUUCUUCGUCCCGGAACCUGAACCGACCUACAUCAACAAGUUGUACAAGAAUCUCCCCAAGGAUUGGUAUCGACAGUACGGAUUGUGGGAGAGGUACUCAAAGUUGUUCCCGGUGACAGACGUGAAUUUCACCAUCGGUGUUCAUGAUUACAGCAAAGAUUGGUACUUUGCCCAAGUCACAAGGAAAAGCGGUGCCAUCAAAUUUCAAGCAACAAACUGGCGGAUAAAUUUCGAUCUCCAAGAAGUGGAUUCCAGCGGGAACUACACGUUUCGGAUGGCACUGGCGGCCGCAUUUGACUCUAAAGUUGAAAUUAUGUUCAACUACCCGUACGAUCGGCAGCCGGUGUACAUAACGGAGCGGGUCGGGACCGAUAACGGAAUAGCAAGGCACGGGAUCCAUGGGCUGCACUGGAUUUACGCCGUCAACGUGCCGCCGAAUGUGCUGAGGAAAGGGCCCAACUGGUUUAUUUUGAGGCAGGCCCACGCAAUGGGGCCUUUCAACGGCGUUAUGUAUGAUUAUCUCCGCUUGGAAGGCCCACCUAAGAAAGCCCGCUAA
Messenger RNA from Linum tenue, 1863 nucleotides. Lineage: Eukaryota; Viridiplantae; Streptophyta; Magnoliopsida; Malpighiales; Linaceae. The record is from the annotation of a GenBank genome assembly.